AGAGAAAACUUAAGGAGAAAAAGAGUGAAAGAGGAGGGUGGGGGAGGAGGAAAGGGAGAGAGAGCAGAUCGGAGGAGAGGAGAGUUUGGGAUUCAUCGACGAGGGCAGGUAGCAGCUGCAGCAUCAUGAAGGCUAUUGGUGUUGGAUAUUCUCCUGUGCUGGUGCUCCUGGUGCUGGGGGCAGUCUGUGGCCAGAGGAGGCCGAAACCAGGCCGCAUGCCCAGCGCCAGGAGGCCCACCGCCCCCCAGCCGGAACCCAAGGAGCCCACAGACUUCCCUCCUCCCAUCCUGGGACCGCCGUCCAUUUUCCCAGACUGUCCGCGGGAGUGCUUCUGUCCGCCCUCCUUCCCCGAAGCCCUCUACUGCGAGAACCGCAACCUCCGGCAGGUCCCCGCCAUCCCAUCCCGCAUCCACUACCUCUACAUCCAGAACAACUACAUCGACGAGGUGACGGCCGAGCCCUUCCAGAAUGCCACCGAGCUCCGCUGGGUCAACCUGGACAACAACCGCAUCCGCAAGGUGGACCGGCAGGUGUUCGAGAAGAUUCCCCACCUCCUCUUCCUCUACCUGGGGAGGAACAGCCUGAAGGAGGUCCCCGGCGACCUGCCCAGCAGCCUGGAGCAGCUGCGUCUCAGCCGGAACCAGAUCUCCAAGAUCCCUGCCAACUCCUUCUCCAAGAUGGACCACCUGGCCUUGCUGGACCUGCACCACAACAGGAUCGGCGACGGUGCUGUGAGCAAGAACGUCUUCAAGGACCUGAAGAACCUGGUCCAGCUGAACCUGGCCCACAACACCCUGAAGAAGAUGCCAGGCAACGUUCCUCAGAACAUUUACCAGCUCUUCCUGGACCGGAACAACAUCGAGGACAUUCCAAAGGAUUACUUCCAAAACUUCCCCAACCUAGCCUUCGUCAGGCUGAAUUAUAACCAGCUGACUGACAAGGGGAUCCCCAAGAAGGUGUUCAAUGUGUCCAGCCUUCUGGACCUGCACCUGUCCCAUAAUAAACUGAACAACGUGCCGAACUUCAACCACCGACUGGAGCACCUGUACCUCAACAACAACAACAUUGAGCGCAUCAACGGCACGGAGCUCUGCCCCUUCCCAGUGAUGUCACCCGUGCUGAACGAGGAGGACUUGCCCAGGCUGAGCUACUUACGGCUGGAUGGGAACCAGCUCAGCCCCCCCAUCCCCAUGGACGUCAUCAUGUGCUUCAGGCGCCUGAAAUCCAUCGUCAUCUAGAGCCUCCCCAGCAACAUGCUGCCACCAACGAGCAGGCCGCUUUCCUAGAGUACCGUCUCUCCAUCCAUAGACUGGAUGAGUUCUAUAGAUGCAGUUCACCUUGAUACAACGCACCUCUACUGGCCCUAUUGUGGAACAAAAUGCACCAAAAAUGUACAUGAGAAAAAUUCAAUAGCAAGGUCUCAUUCCAAAUGUAAUGCCAGGGUUACUCACAAACAUCUUUGAACUCAAUGUGUGGACAGUUUAAUUGACUUCUACCCGAAGAAUACCAACUGUGUGCAUCUGAGAAAUGUCCCAUGCAGGCAGACUCGUAUGGAACUUGAAUUUCAAUAUAGUAAUAUCUUACAAAACUUUCUUCAUUAAAGCACAUAUCAGCUUCAAAAUUCAUAGCUGAGAUAUUAGCGGGUGUAAUUUAUGUCUUAGAAUAAAACACCUGUGAAUAUCUCACAUGAAGCUAGGUGGUUUAAAGUAAGUUGCUAAGAAGAUCCUAUAAUAAAACUGCGAUGACACCAUGUGAAAAUAAAAUUUUGUGGAGUAAGAGGCAGUAAGAGCAGUUGUCUGGCAGUCGGAGGGUUGCCGGUUCGAUCCCCCACCCGGGCUGUGUCGAAGUGUCCCUGAGCAAGACACCUAACCCCCAAAUGCUCCUGAUGAGCUGGUCGACGCCUUGCAUGGCAGCCAAUCGCCGUCGGUGUGUGAGUGUGUGUAUGAAUGGGUGAAUGAGAAGCAUCAAUUGUACAGCGCUUUGGAUAAAGGCGCUAUAUAAAUGCCAACCAUUUACCAAUUUACCAAUGUUUAUGAGUAACUGCUGGCAUUGUAUUUGAAAAGAGAUGUUUCUGUAGAGAUUUCUGCACACUGAGCACCACAGGAUUGUGGAUAGAGACAGAGGUUGUUUGUAUCAUGGAGAACUGCAUCUAAAAAACCCAGGAUGGAUAGACAGUUCAUUCAGGUGAAACAGCUUCUUUAAACGCUCACUGACAGCUCAAAUCCACCACAUCUAAAGCUUCACUACAAACACACUUCUGCUGACCUUACUGCACACACACGUGCACACACACAUGCGCACACACAGACACACACAUGCGCACACAGAUACACACAGACCUGUUUUCUGCAGCUGAACUUUAUGGUCUCUGAGGCAGCGAGACCAUGCCCAGCACACAGAGGAACAAUAACCUUGUGACCGCAGAUUAUUGAAGAGUUGCUUUAACAAUGACACCCAUGCAUGGAUAUUACUGCAAUUAACAUAUUACUUUUAUUAAGUUGUGUUUAUAGUAACAUACAAAUAAUAAUUAUUAAAAGAAUAAGUGAGUUAAACCUAAAAAUAAAGGUACAUUAACUGACCUACUACAUGCUUAGAGUGUAGUUACAACAGUGUGGUUUAAAAAUACACAUGAAAUGCUUUGAGGUGCAAUUCUAAUAUAUUCACACAGUCAAGAACACACAUGACUACCAUGUAGUUGAACAGUCUUCAGUGUACCUGUGUUUUUAAGGUACUGUCUGUAAAAAGAUAAUUUUAUCUUUAUUGUGCAUAAAUCAGAUCUAUAAAAUGAAACCUGUUGUGUAUCAUAAAGUCAGCUGUGUCCACAGGCCAGGACACGUUCUGAUGUACCUGUCAAACACACACCUGUAAUAACAGCCUGGCCCAUGUUCUGAUGUACCUGUCAAACACACACGUGUAAUAACAGCCUGGCCCAUGUUCUGAUGUUCUGUCAAACACAUGUUUGUGUAAUUCCCAUGUGACUGCCUGGCCAAUGUAUUGAUGUCAAAACCAUAUUUUCAUUUUUCUUCAAAAGAUAAAAUGCAGUAUCCUGACAAAGAAAUCAACUGCAAAAAUGUAUCACAGCUUUGGUCGGGCUGAAAAGGCAGAGCUUGCCUGUCCAAAAUAUUACAAAAUAUAUAUAUUUUUAAAUCCUUUUUUGCAUGAUUUCAGAGAAGAAUUCUACAAGUAUUACCUAUGCAUUCACUCUGGCACUUAAAACCAUACUUCCCUCUUGGGUUUUCAGCGCACUUGUCCCUGAUUAUGAUUUGCACUUUAUUGUACAUCACUAAUGAAUAAGAGCAACUGCCCAAAUGACUGUAAUGUAA
Messenger RNA from Conger conger (European conger), 3323 nucleotides. RefSeq names its product proline/arginine-rich end leucine-rich repeat protein (gene prelp). The transcript has 3 exons. Bases 126 to 1238 code for a protein of 370 amino acids. Gene Ontology annotation, molecular function: protein binding. Lineage: Eukaryota; Metazoa; Chordata; Actinopteri; Anguilliformes; Congridae. The record is from RefSeq and is a predicted model, not a curated record.